Messenger RNA from Staurois parvus, 345 nucleotides. The record is from the annotation of a GenBank genome assembly. NCBI's taxonomy places the organism in Eukaryota, Metazoa, Chordata, Amphibia, Anura, Ranidae.
UGGAGCACCAUUAAUCCCAUGGACACCAAUGACCCUGCAUUCACUAUAUCCGUUCUCCCCGGACCCUGCGUUCACUAUAUUCGCUCUCUCCAGACCUUGUAUUCACUAUAUCUGGUCUCCCUGGACCCUGCAUUCACUAUAUCUGCUCUCCCCGGACCCUGCAUUCACUAUAUCCACUCUCCCCGGACCCCGCAUUCACUAUAUCUAGUCUCCCCGGACCCUGCAUUCACUAUAUCCGCUCUCCCCGGACCCUGCAUUCACUAUAUCCGCUCUCCCCGGACCCUGCAUUCGCUAUAUCCGGUCUCCCCGGACCCUGCAUUCACUAUAUCUGGUCUCCCCGGACCC